AGAGAGAGAGAGAGAGAGAGAGAGAGAGAGAGAGAGAGAGAGAGAGAGAGUUUCUCUGUGUUGUCUCUUUAACUCUGUGGCUCUAAAACAGUUGAAGUGUGUUUCUGCUCGAUGAGGUUUCUAUGAGGUGAAUAAAUGUUGGUUCAGUUGAUCUUCAGGACGGCUGCAGCUUUAAGAACUUCUGCUUGUUGGAGUUUGAGAGUCUAAAGUUCACAGAGACGCUCCUCCUCCUGGAUUGUAGACAAACUGGAUCCCCCCCUCCCUCGUCUUUCACAGCUCACUUCACUCUGCACUCUCACUUCCUUGUUUCCUUCCCUUCCUUGCUCCCUCCCCCUCAGAUCUACAGUCUUGGUUGGGUGUAACCUCCGUGUGCUGAGCUGAUCCUGAUGACUCACACAUGUUGUUGAGAUCAGAGCUCAGACUAGUUUGACUUCUCAGGAAAUAAAACUCAGUCAGUCGUCGUCGACAGCGAGUGUUGAAAUGGCGCAGAAAGGAGUUCAUCUGGACCGUGAGUCUUUCUCUUGUUCCAUCUGUUUGGAUCUUCUGAAGGAUCCGGUGACUCUCACCUGUGGACACAGCUUCUGCAUGAGCUGUAUUCAAUCCUACUGGGAUACUGAGGAUGAGAAGAAGAUCUACAGCUGUCCUCAGUGCAGAGAGACCUUCAUACCGAGGCCUGUCCUGAAGAAAAACACCAUGUUAGCAGGUUUAGUGGAGGAAGUGAAGAAGAGCGGACUCCAAGCUGCUCCUGAUGGUUCCUCUGAGGCUGGACCUGAAGAUGUGGUCUGUGAUUUCUGCAGUGGGAGAAAACUGAAAGCUGUCAUGUCCUGUCUGCGAUGUCUGGCUUCUUACUGUCAGAUUCACCUCCAGCCUCAUUUUGAAGUUACUCCAUUAAAGAAACACAAGCUGGUGGAGCCCUCCGAGAAGCUCCAGGAGAACAUCUGCUCUCGUCAUGAUGAGGUGAUGAAGAUGUUCUGCCGCACUGAUCAGAAGUCCAUCUGUCAUCUCUGCUGUUUGGACCAACACAAAGGUCACGACACAGUCUCAGCUGCAGCAGAAAGGACUGAGAGGCAGAAAGAUCUGGAGGAGAGUCGAGGAAACAUCCAGCAGAGAAUCCAGGACAGAGAAGAAGAUGUGAAGCUGCUCCAACAGGAGGUGGAGGCUAUCAACGGCUCUGCUGAUAAAGCUGUGGAGCACAGCCAGGAGAUCUUCACCCAGCUGAUCCGUCUGAUGGAGAAACGCCGCUCUGAGGUGGAGCAGCAGGUCAGAUCCCAGCAGGAACGUGAAGUGAGUCGAGUCAAAGAGCUUCAGGAGAAACUGGAGCAGGAGAUCACUGAGCUGAAGAGGAAAGACGCUGAUCUACAGAAGCUCUCCCUCACAGAGGACCACAACCAGUUUCUGCACAGCUACCCCUCACUGUCAGAACCGGGUCAACCUGCAGACUCAUCCAGAAUCAACAUCCGUCCUCAGAGAUACUUUGAGGAGGUGACAGCAGCUGUGUCAGAGCUCAGAGAGAAACUCCAGGAUCUUCUGACAGAGACGUGGACAAACGUCUCACAGGCAGUGACUGAAGUGGAUGUUUUACUGUCAGAACCACCAGGACCAGCAGAACCCAAGACCAGAGCUGGUUUCUUAAGAUAUUCACAAAGAAUCACACUGGAUCUAAACACAGUAAACAGACGACUGAGAUUAUCUGAUGGAAACAGAAGAGCAACAUUUACAGAAAAAGAACAGUCCUAUCCUAAACAUCUAGACAGAUUCACUGUUUAUCGUCAGGUCCUGAGUAGAGAGAGUCUGACUGGACGUUGUUACUGGGAGGUGGACUGGGAAGGGAGGGGGGUUGGUGUAGCAGUCGCAUACAAGACUAUCAGGAGAGAUGGGAGAUCAGAGGAUUGUGGAUUUGGAAGAAAUGACAAAUCCUGGAGGUUAUUCUGUUCUAAAGACAGGUAUAGUUUUGGUCACAACAACGUCUUCACUGAUGUCUCAGGUCCUCCGUCCUCCAGAGUAGGAGUGUACCUGGAUCACAGAGCAGGUAUUCUGUCCUUCUACAGCGUCUCUGAAACCAUGACUCUUCUCCACAGAGUCCAGACCACAUUCACUGAACCUCUACAUGCUGGACUGGGGUUAGGCUUGGUUUUUAGAUUCUUAUCUGAUGGAGACUCUGCUGAGUUUAUAGAAGUGAACUAAAGAGAAUUUUGAGUCCAUCAGACCAAAAUCAUGGACUGAGAUCCUUGAACUCUUGAAAUGUUCUGGUUUGUAAAUGUUUGUGGAUCAGUCUCACCAAAAACUCUGGGUUUAGUUCUUCAUUUCAGCUUUUUGAUUCUUUUCUAAAGAUGCUGAUUUGGUCGCAGCUUUAAGGACAGUGAUUGUGGAGAACUUUGAUUGUUUGUAUUUCUCAUGUUGAAAAAUCUUCAUACAGUUUGAUAUCAACAACAUCAAGAUGAUGGUUUGUUCAAAUCACCUUCAGUUGGUGCAGAUGUUGAAGGUCUGAGACUUUAGAAAAAAGUGAUGUCAAAAUCACAGAAAAAGGACGACCUUAUUUCCUGUCCCAAAUCCAAGCGUCUAAAGUCUUUCCAGUCGUCCCCAAAAACUCUUCAGAUGAUCUGUUUCUUUCUCUGUUUGCUGAAUAUUUGUGUUCAUGUGAUCGAUGGAUAUUUCUGUCUGCUUCUGUUGGAUCAGUGUGUUUGUAAAGACAUCUAGAAUCAGACUUUGGACAGAUCUACAUGUUGUUAUGAGCUUUUCAAUCACUCUAAUAAUAAUAAUCACAUUUAUUAGUCCGACUGUUUGGAUGUUUCUGACUCAGCUCAGAUUGUGGUCAAGUCUCUGAUUGUGGGUAAAAAAAUCAUAAAAAUCCUCAAACUGAGUCACUGAAAUCACCUCGUCUGUUUGUCUUUAUUGUGUCUGUUUCUGCUGGAUGUCAUGUUACCGCUCCGUCUGGGUCAUGGAUCCAUGUGGUCUUACAUGUCCCAGAUGUGAGUCCUGCAGCUGGAUCAGGUUUUCUGUAGAGGACAAAGACAGGAGGCAGGUUGUGUGUCUUUUUGAUUUGAUGUAACCAGACUAGUCCUGUUGAGAUCAUCAAUCUCUUUUUCAGGGGGGGUCCUGACCAAGAAUGGCAGCAAAAAACAAACACACUCAGACUCACACAGAUCCACAUCAGCAACAAGAACUCAGUGUUCAUAUGAGAGAGUCCAGCUGAUCUCUAGUCUAAGGAAAGAAGUCUGGACCACGAGAAGAAAACCGACUUAAAGGUGAAGUAGACAGGAAUCCGUUAAAGAAGCAUCUUUUUAUUUUGUGGUGUAUUUACAAAAAUCUUCUAAUAUCAGUCAAUAGUUAUUAGUUAUUGAUGACAUUUGGUAAUAUAUCGAUAUCUCUGUGUUCUCUUAUGUCUGUGUCGUCAACAUUUGAACAUUUUUGAGCGGUCCGCUCUUUCUGACUGUAAACAAAGCCGUUCUCCACCUCCUCUAACCUGAUUGGUUGUGAGGCAGACGCCGCUCCCCCGUGUCGUUCAGGAGCCCAAACAAAGUUAGCGUGCUACAAUAUCGGACAGUAGAAACCAACCAGAAAGUUCGGAAAAUUGUCUGAAUCCUCCUUUGGCCAAGACUGCCGACACAAGCAAGAAAACAAAGUAAAUACCGGAGACUCUGGAGGAAUAACGGGCGCUUAAAACGGAGGUAGACCGGACAAGAGCUAAAAAGCCGGGUCAACAUAAACGAUGGGGGACGCUUGGGGAUCUUGGUGACCCUGUAACCUUUCUGCUGGACAGGUAAACCGCUUUAACAAAGUAAGACAAGUGUCUGUAACAGAAGUGUUUCUUGUCAAACGGACCUGCUGUAGCGUGUUGUAGCGCCAUCGCUAAACUGUCCUCCCUCGGGUCCUGGACUAUGUCACUUUAUCCUCGUUGUAGAAGUCCUGCAAACAUUGUGUUUGCUGGUAGUCUGUUGGCAUCUACAGUAGCACCAAUGCUUUUGACUUUCACCUUGACUGGGCCCCAUUUGUAAUGAUCUGAAGUAUUUAUCUCAAAGUCAAAGUCAGCUUUAUUGUCAAGUAUGCUAUACGACAGCAUACAGCAUAUAUGAAAUUACAGUCCUCUCUGACCCGCAGUGCAAAUAAAAGACAGAUGGAAAAAAAAAACAAGGUAAUAAAUCAACAAAAUUACACUAAAUACUACAAUAAAUAUGUGAUAUAUACAAUGUGCAAUAUGCAGUAGACAUUCUGUGGUCAAGUAAACAUUCAGUGGAUUGAUGGAUUGUUGAAUAGUGCAAUGUAGUGCGGGAUAGUGCAAUUUGAGUACAAUAGAGUCUGUAACUCAGAGUCAGUGGUGGACAGAGGAUGGGGGGAAUGAGGGCAGAGCAGGGAGGGAGUUGAGUAUCCUGACUGCCUGGUGGAAAAAACUGUCCUUGAGCCUGCUGGUUCUGGCUCUGAGACUCCGCAGUCUCCUCCCUGGCGGCAGUGAGCUGAAGAGGCUGUGAGAUGGGUGGGUGGGGUCACCUGCAAUCCUAGUGGCUCUGCAGGUGAGGCGGGUGUUAUAAAUGUCCAGUAGAGAGGGAAGAGAGACACCAAUGAUUCUCUCAGCUGCUCUCACAGUGCGCUGCAGGGUCUUGUGGCAGGAAACGGUGCAGGCGCCGUACCACAGGGUGAUGCAGCUGGACAAGAUACUCUCAAUGGUGCCUCUGUAGAAGGUGGACAUGAUGGGGGUCGGGGCUCUUGCUCUUCUCAGUUUGCGGAGAAAGUAGAGUCGCUGAUGGGCUUUUUUGGCCAGAGAUGUGGUGUUGGUGUUCCAGGACAGGUCUUGGGAGAGGUGUACACCCAGGAACUUGGUGCUGCUCACCCGCUCCACUGCAAUACCAUCGAGAGCCUGCUCUCUCCUGAAGUCCACUACAAUCUCCUUGGUCUUCUCCACAUUCAAGAGGAGAUUGUUGUCCUUGCACCACGCGGCCAAGCGGCUCACCUCACUCCUGUAGUAUGUCUCGUCAUUGUUGUUGAUGAGACCCACCACAGUUGUGUCGUCCGCAAACUUGAUGAGGAGGUUUGAGCUGGAUGUAGGUGUGCAGUCCUGGGUCAGCAGGGUGAAGAGGAGGGGGCUCAGCACACAUCCUUGGGGAGCCCCUGUGUUCAGAGUGAUGGUGCUGGAGGUGUUGUUAGCUACCCGAACUGCCUGUGGUCUCCCCCGUCAGAAAAUCCAGCAGCCAGUUGCACAGGGAGGUGUUGAGUCCCAGCCGGUCUAGUUUGAAGAUGAGCUGCUGGGGGUUGAUCGUGUUGAAUGCUGAACUGAAGUCGAUGAACAGCAUUCUGAUGUGUGGGUCUUUGCUCUCCGGGUGCGUGAGUGCUGAGUGAAUGGCAACGGCGACGGCAUCGUCGGUCGAGCGGUUGGACCGAUAUGCAAACUGGAAGGGUUCCAGGGUGGUGGAAAGGAUGGACUUGAUGUGGUGCAUGACUAGCCGCUCGAAGCACUUCAUGAGGAUGGGAGUGAGUGCGACCGGGCGGUAGUCGUUGAAGCAGGAGGGAGACAACUUCUUUGGUACCGAGAUGAUGGUGGUGGCUUUGAGGCAUGUGGGGACAUCGACUCGGCUCAGUGAGAUGUUGAAGAUGUCAGUGAAGACGUCUGUGAGCUCCUCAGCACAGCCUCUCAGGACAUGACCAGGAAUGUUGUCAGGACCUGGGACUUUUCUCACAUUGGUCCUCUUGAGGGACCUCCUCAUGCUGUCUAGGGAUAGCAACAACACCUGGGCAUCGGGGGGAGGGGGGUGUUUCUGUGCUGGGGUGUCGUUGUCCACCUAGAAGCGGGCAAAGAAGUUGUUUAGUUGAUUCAACAGAGAGAUGGAGUUGUCACAGGUCCGCGGGGGGGCUUGUAAUCCGUGAUGGUCUGGAUCCCCUGCCACAGGUUCCUGGUGUCUCUGCUGUCAUUGAAGCGAUCAGCAAUCCUACUGGAGUACUGUCUCUUGGCUUGUCUGAUGCCACGUGACAGAUUGGCCUUGGCUGUCCUCAGGCCCUCCUCGUCCCCAGCUCUGAAGGCAGCGUUCCAAGCCCUCAGGAGUCUGUGGACUUCCCUGUCAGUCAUGGCUUCUGGUUGGCCCGGAUGGAGAUGGUUCUGGAGACCGUGACAUCUUCCAUGCACAGAAACACUGGAUCCCCCCCAUCGUCUCUCACAGCUCACCCCACUCUGCACUCUCACUUCCUUGUUCCCUUCACUUCUUUGUUCCCUCCCCUUCAGAUCUACAGCCUAAAGGUUGGGUGUAACCGCCGUGUGCUGAGCUGAUAUCCUGCUGACUCACACAUGUUGAGAUAAGAGCUCAGACUAGUUUCACUUCUCAGGAAAUGAAACUCAGUCAGUCAGUCGUCGUCGUCGACAGCGAGUGUUGAAAUGGCGCAGAAAGGAGUUCAUCUGGACCGUGAGUCUUUCUCUUGUUCCAUCUGUUUGGAUCUUCUGAAGGAUCCGGUGACUGUUACCUGUGGACACAGCUUCUGCAUGAGCUGUAUUCAAUCCUACUGGGAUACUGAGGAUGAGAAGAAGAUCUACAGCUGUCCUCAGUGCAGACAGACCUUCAUACCGAGGCCUGUCCUGAAGAAAAACACCAUGUUAGCAGGUUUAGUGGAGGAAGUGAAGAAGAGCGGACUCCAAGCUGCUCCUGAUGGUUCCUCUGAGGCUGGACCUGAAGAUGUGGCCUGUGAUUUCUGCAGUGGGAGAAAACUGAAAGCUGUCAAGUCCUGUCUGGUCUGUUUGAUCUCAUUUUGUGAAAAACACCUCCAGCCUCAUUAUGAAUCUCCUGCCUAUGCUAAACACAAGCUGGUGGAGCCCUCCAAGAAGCUCCAGGAGAACAUCUGCUCUCGUCAUGAUGAGGUGAUGAAGAUCUUCUGCCGCACUGAUCAGAAGUCCAUCUGUUCUCUCUGCUGUUUGGACCAACACAAAGGUCACGACACAGUCUCAGCUGCAGCAGAAAGGACUGAGAGGCAGAAAGAUCUGGAGGAGAGUCGAGAAAACAUCCAGCAGAGAAUCCAGGACAGAGAAGAAGAUGUGAAGCUGCUCCAACAGGAGGUGGAGGCUAUCAACAGCUCUGCUGAUAAAGCUGUGGAGCACAGCCAGGAGAUCUUCACCCAGCUGAUCCGUCUGAUGGAGAAACGCCGCUCUGAGGUGGAGCAGCAGGUCAGAUCCCAGCAGGAACGUGAAGUGAGUCGAGUCAAAGAGCUUCAGGAGAAACUGGAGCAGGAGAUCACUGAGCUGAAGAGGAAAGACGCUGAUCUGCAGAAGCUCUCACUCACAGAGGACCACAACCAGUUUCUGCACAGCUACCCCUCACUGUCAGAACCGGGUCAACCUGCAGACUCAUCCAGGAUCAACAUCCGUCCUCUGAGAUACUUUGAGGAGGUGACAGCAGCUGUGUCAGAGGUCAGAGAGAAACUCCAGGAUCUUCUGACAGAGACGUGGACAAACGUCUCACAGGCAGUGACUGAAGUGGAUGUUUUACUGUCAGAACCAGAACCAGAACCCAAGACCAGAGCUGAUUUCUUAAAAUAUUCACAAAGAAUCACACUGGAUCCAAACACAGUAAACAGACGACUGUUAUUAUCUGAUGGAAACAGAAGAGCAACAUGGACAGAACAACGACAGUCUUAUCCUGAUCAUCCAGACAGAUUCACUGGUUGUUUUCAGGUCCUGAGUAGAGAGAGUCUGACUGGACGUUGUUACUGGGAGGUGGACUGGAGAGGGAACUGGGUCUAUGUAGCAGUCGCAUACAAGACUAUCAGGAGAGACGGGAACUCAGAGGAUUGUUACUUUGGAUACAAUGAAGAAUCUUGGACAUUAGACUGUUAUAAAGACGGUUAUCAAUUUGUUCACAACAAAGUCUUCACUGAUGUCUCAGGUCCUCCGUCCUCCAGAGUAGGAGUGUACCUGGAUCACAGAGCAGGUAUUCUGUCCUUCUACAGCGUCUCUGAAACCAUGACUCUCCUCCACAGAGUCCAGACCACAUUCACUGAACCUCUACAUGCUGGACUGUGGUUUGGCUACAGUUAUGGAGACUCAGCUGAGUUUAUAGAAGUGAACUAAAGAGAAUUUUGAGUCCAUCAGACCAAAAUCAUGGACUGAGAUCCUUGAACUCUUGAAAUGUUCUGGUUUGUAAAUGUUUGUGGAUCAGUCUCACCAAAAACUCUGGGUUUAGUUCUUCAUUUCAGCUUUUUGAUUCUUUUCUAAAGAUGCUGAUUUGGUCGCAGCUUUAAGGACAGUGAUUGUGGAGAACUUUGAUUGUUUGUAUUUCUCAUGUUGAAAAAUCUUCAUCAAGUUUGAUAUCAACAACAUCAAGAUGAUGGUUUGUUCAAAUCACCUUCAGUUGGUGCAGAUGUUGAAGGUCUGAGACUUUAGAAAAAAGUGAUGUCAAAAUCACAGGAAAAGGACGACCUUAUUUCCUGUCCCAAAUCCAAGCGUCUAAAGUCUUUCCAGUCGUCCCCAAAAACUCUUCAGAUGAUCUGUUUCUUUCUCUGUUUGCUGAAUAUUUGUGUUCAUGUGAUCGAUGGAUAUCUGCUUCUGUUGGAUCAGUGUGUUUGUA
Messenger RNA from Xyrichtys novacula (pearly razorfish), 8537 nucleotides. The record is from the annotation of a GenBank genome assembly. Lineage: Eukaryota; Metazoa; Chordata; Actinopteri; Labriformes; Labridae.